AUGAUCAAAUCUUUGGCUCUCUUUUCUUUUAUUGCCGCUGCUUCGGCGCGCAAGUGCACAAACAUCACAGUCCCCGUGUCAAUCACCUCGGAGAAUGCAGUUUUUAGCAUUGAGGCACCUGUGACGGAGAUUGAUGUUACAAACUUUGCCAUCAAUCUUGCUCGGCAGGGUGGUACUCCAUACCCUUUAACUGUGCAGACUGGUAAAGCCAAUGUCACUGGUACAUAUGACCUCGCCGCUACAUACUGCGAACCCGAUGCCGGCCGUGGAGAUCAACUUCAGAUCAUGACACACGGUAUUGGCUUUGACAGAAGCUACUGGGACUUUCCCUUCAAUAAUUACAACUACAGCUAUGUCGCCCGCGCGGUAGACGAGCACGGCUACUCGACCCUAACAUGGGACCGUCCCGGCAUCGGCGCUUCAUCCAAGGGCAACCCCGUCAACGAGAUCCAAGUCUUUCUCGAGAUCGCAGCUCUCAAAGCCCUCACCAAGCACGCCCGUGAAGGAUCUCUUCCUGGUGUCGGUUGCGGCGGAUACUCCAACGUCGUCCAUCUAGGCCACUCAUUCGGCUCUGUUAUUACCUACGCCCUCGCCAACGAAAGCCCCGAGCUCACUGACGCUAUCGUUCUUACGGGUUUCACUCAGGCGACAGCUUACCUGCCCUGGUUUGCGCUCGCAGCCAACUUUGUCCCCGUCGUGGACUCACCUAUUUAUCCUCCUGGAUACGUCGCUCCCGCAUCCACUGUAGGCGUACAGAUUAAUUUCUUUGCGGAGGGUGAUUUCGAUCCCGAGUUCUUGCAGGUGGCUUUCGAGAAGGGUCAGCCUGUUACACCUGGUGAGCUUUUGACUCUUGGUGCGCCGGCGAGUGUGAACAACACAUAUACUGGUCCAGUCCAUAUUGUGACAGGAUCACGCGACAUUCCCUUUUGCGGCGACAACUGUUACUCGACUACCAGCGUGGGCGUCAAGCUUCCUUCAUUGCUCGACUACUCUAAACAAUUCUUCACUCAAGCUUCGCGAUUCAACACGACUGUCGUUCCAGGUGCUGGACAUGGAUUGAACUUUGGAUACUCGCAUACGUUUACUUAUAACGCCAUUUUUGACUUUCUUUCUGAAUGA
Fusarium poae is the source of this 1119-nucleotide messenger RNA. RefSeq lists its product as uncharacterized. Lineage: Eukaryota; Fungi; Ascomycota; Sordariomycetes; Hypocreales; Nectriaceae. The transcript is spliced from 3 exons. The coding region runs from base 1 to 1119 and encodes 372 amino acids. The record is from RefSeq and is a predicted model, not a curated record.